Protopolystoma xenopodis is the source of this 1296-nucleotide messenger RNA. Lineage: Eukaryota; Metazoa; Platyhelminthes; Monogenea; Polystomatidea; Polystomatidae. The record is from the annotation of a GenBank genome assembly.
CCACUCUCCCACGCUUCUCCCGUUCAUUCUGCCUCACAACCUGCAAUUCUGCCUUCUGCUCUUUCAUCCCAUCCCUCAUCUGACAGCGAAGGCAUUUUACCUACAUUAAGGGAUGGGGAAGCCCACAAUAAUGCAUUAUUCCUGCUUGGUAAAAGGAAGUUUGCCAUCGAACUCUCUGAGCCAUGCAGUUUGGGCAACCUAAUCGGCCAUGAUGACAUCAGGAGCAAGGACGACAGCUCUAGCCUUGUAGGCAUUGAAACGCCAUUCUGGGCAAAUGAUCCCAAAGGCUCUCUUGCCGACUCAUCAACAUCGAAGGCUACUUUGGGCAGUUUAGCCGAUCCGCUAAUGAGGAACGAGUCUCUGAGCAGCACAGUCACAGUGCAGAGUGACCCGAUAGCCGGACUGCCCUGGCUCCGAAUGAUAUUACCUCCCAUAUUCGACUUUAAGCCUAUUAAUGUUCCAACGAUACACUCUUCCCAGAAACACAUGGAUGGAGUAGAAACAACAAGGGGGAUAGAUAAUGUGAUUGGCAAUGACUUGCGCCCCUCUAGACCCCGAUAUCGAUACAAUCAACGUGACCGUUUUUCGAGCCUAGUUAGUGGGCUUAUGCGUUUCUCUUCUACUUCUAGUCAUGUUGGCUCCAGUAAACACAAUCAUCCGCAAGGCCUACACGCCCAAACGACAAAGGAAACAAUAGGCAAGCAGAUUUUAGCUACAGGCCGAAAUCGCGUCGUUUUACCACCUGGCAGCGCGAGGUGUGCCUCUUCUGCUGCUGGCUUAGCCAAGUCAAUUAUUAGUAAUCGGCCCCUGGCCAGGAUUUCUGGCACGUCUUUCAUCCAGACAUCUGCUCAUGAGGCUAAAACCCCGCCGGCUACCUGCUUAUGCAGUAGCCGUCUAGCGCCGGCCUACUGUCGAUCUUCAACCACUACGGGACCAAUCGGUCAACCUUGCUCGACCAAAACACCUAUUCAGUAUUCGAUCCCAAAUAACCAUGCUUCCGCUUUGUCUGUGUUGCCAUCAGGAUCCUCAUCGCUUUCUUCAUUGCAUCUAACACCAGUACUAGCAUUUGCAACUGAAGCGGCAGCAACCACGUCUGAGAACUCGUCAACUCUGCCAGCAGCCGUCAUGAAACCUUUACCUUUAGGUAGUAAAUCAAGAAGAGAUCAAGUGCAGCAAGGACAGAUGCAUAACCAGCUACUACUCAAACCAUUUAAUCCCAAGGGACAAGACUUUGGCUGUUUUGUCGCACCUAACUUUAGGCCUGGUUUGCAGCCCUAUAUUGUCAACUACAAGUAA